This is a messenger RNA of Plasmodium cynomolgi strain B, 771 nucleotides long. RefSeq lists its product as hypothetical. The record is from RefSeq and is a predicted model, not a curated record. NCBI's taxonomy places the organism in Eukaryota, Apicomplexa, Aconoidasida, Haemosporida, Plasmodiidae. The transcript has 2 exons. Bases 1 to 771 code for a protein of 256 amino acids.
AUGGAUUGGAAGACAACGCGGAUUGGUGGAUGUAAUGAUAAAUACAACCAAAUAAUAGGAGAACUACAGGAAGAACUGAAGAAACAUGGAAAUAUUCAAGCGAAGGCGAAUAACAUUUUGAAUGCCUGGAUAUAUACAAGUAACAAAGGGAAUUAUGUACGAGGUACUUUUUGUAAUUUAUUUUACUAUUGGCUAGGAGAUUUAAUAUCCAAAAAUAUAGAUGUAAGCACCCCUAGUUUAUUCUCGCAGACUAUGCAAACAAUUUAUGGAAUUCUAGGGAAAUGUAAUAAUAAACAGGCGUGUCAUAUUAAAUACAAGGAUAUUGACACGGCUACUUUCAGGAGGAUGAAAGAACUGUUUGAUUAUAAGUAUUAUUAUGAUCAAACAUGUAGGACAUAUCCAAGGAAAAAUAAUAACUGUCCGCGUGCAAGUGUAGAAACAGAUUAUGCAGAGACGCAUUCUACAGGUUAUGGCUCUCAUCAUGGCGAUUCUGUCGUCGAUGGCAGAAAUGAUGAUCCUUCUCCUCCGUACACCAAACCCGAGCAGGCAGUUUUCAGUAAUUCUUUUCCUUAUUUUAACCGUACUAAUGGUUUCUCUGGUGAUGAAGUUACAACUGCUGGUGUUGGAGAUAAAAGAGCUGGUGCUGCAGAUGCCGAUCAGGGUUUCACCUUCCCUAGCAUCGAUAUUUUCAACUAUGCACUCCCAGCCGCAGGAGUUGCAUCGGUCACCUUCUUCCUAUAUAAGGUACAACUCAAUUCACAGAGGGCAUAA